Molecule: messenger RNA, 1401 nt
Organism: Bufo bufo (common toad)
Lineage: Eukaryota; Metazoa; Chordata; Amphibia; Anura; Bufonidae
Gene: PLVAP
Product: plasmalemma vesicle associated protein
Exons: 5
Coding region: 141-1208 (355 amino acids)
Biological process (GO): positive regulation of cellular extravasation; regulation of vascular permeability
Cellular component (GO): caveola
Source: RefSeq, a predicted model, not a curated record
AAAUGUGACUGACCCGCCCUGUCAUACUACCUUCUUCUAGAUAAAAUGUAAAGACUGCCAAAUGCAGCAAGUCUCCAUUCUGGAAGGAUCGCAGUUUACUGUUUGCCAUCAGAGAGUUAAACAUUAGCUGAGAACCAGCCAUGGACCCAAACUAUGCAAUGGCAAAGUUUGGAUUGGAGUCCAAGGAUAUCUUCAAAUCUAAGAACAGAGGUUGCUGGUAUUAUACCAAAUAUUUCUUCUUUUUUUUAUCUAUAAUCCAGUUCCUGAUUAUCCUUGGUCUGGUUCUGUUCAUGCUGUAUGGAAAUGCCCAUGUUGGCACAGAACAAAGGCUUAUGAGUGUAGAGAAUCGCUACAAAAACUUGACAACCGAUUACAGCUUGUUGAUGAACAAUUUUUCUCAGAUGAAAGGUAAAGUUGCCAGCCUAGAGAAGGAAAAUAACAACUGCUCAAACCUAUUAACUACAGCACUGAAACAACUGCACAACAAAACAAUUGGGAGACCUGUACUACCCAUGCCUCCAUCUCCAGCGAUCUGUAAUGUCUACCAAUUUGCUCUAGACCGAUGUAACACAACUUACAUAAUUGAAACACUUCAAUUAAAGCAUACAAUCUUGAUGCUUCAGAGGGAUCUUGACCGGUUAAAAGAGAACUGCGGCCAGACAAUUGGCACUCUUACCAACAAAGUCUCUGUACUCACUUCUGAGAAGGAAAAGCUCCAGAACAUGAAGGAGGACCUGGAAACUCAUGCUAAACUAUCAAAUGCUGUGUGUACUAAUAUCAAUCAGAGGUUUGACAUGGAGCUAGAGCGUAUGAAAAAUCGCUUUGAAGGUAUGAUCAGCAGCCAUGAACCCUUCCAUGUUUCUAAAUGCUGGACCAUAAAUGGAGAAAUUAAAAACAAUAUAGACCAAACAAUAAACAGGCUGAAGCAAGAUGUGAACAAUGUCAUGUUUGAGAACAGCCAGCUGAAGACAGACAAUGCACGCGUGAGCGAUAAUUUUCAGAAAUGCAGCCAAGAAAAGAUGGUUAUCACUUCAGAGAAAAAUAAUCUGUCCAUAGAAAAGGGAGGACUGGAAAAGCAGUUGACUGAAAAAAAGGAAGAACUUUCCACGACUUACUCAAAGUAUAUGAAAAAGGAAGAAGAACUAGAAAAUUGCCGUAAGGUGCAGAUUGGGGGACGCGUGACUGGUGGGCUAUUUCCACGGUCUUAAAAAUAGAAGUUUAAAAGAUGCAAAGAAAGAAAUGAUGUUAAUUCAAAUGAAGAUGCUUGUGACCCACACUAGCAGUUUUUGUAAUUGCAGAAGAUGAAUGCUAAUAUUACUAUAUUUACCAGUAAAUAUGCAGCCACAUUGAUCAUGCAGAAUAAAACUCUGAAAAAAGUUACACACUGGAAACUAAAACUGU